AUGUCUGGAUACAAGCAUACUGGACCCGUACCCUGUGAUGUCGGAUUCGAUACUGCGAAUCUGAAAGGCAAGACUGCCGUCGUAACAGGUGGUGCCAAUGGUAUCGGAGAGGCAUACGUCCGCGCCCUUGUGAAAGCCGGUGUGACAGUAUGCUUCGGAGAUUUGGACGUGGAAGGAGGAACCAAACUCGAGAAUGAGUUGACGGGCAUAAAAUUCGUCAAAUGCGACAUCACGAGUUGGGAAGACCAAGUCAAUCUCUUCGACGUGGCAAAGACCUUCUCCCCAACCAACAAGAUCCAUUACAUUGUCGCAAAUGCCGGUAUAGCCGUGGAGGACGAAGUCUUCCAAUACAACGAAAACGGGCCUCAAAAACCGAAUCUCAAGAUCAUUGACGUGAACUUGAACGGUGCACUCUACACGACCAAACUAUCACUUCACCAUUUUGUUAGCCAGAAUGGGCAGACAGUCUCAGAACAGCAAGAAGAUACCUGUCUGAUCCUGAUAGGCUCAGGUGCUGCAUUCUUAGACGUACCACGCGGACCUCAGUACCCAGCUUCCAAAUGGGCGAUGAGAGGAAUCAUGCAUUCGCUGCGACGAACCACGCACUUCUACGGAAGUCGUGUCAACGUAAUCUCGCCAUGGUACGUCAAGACCAAAAUUUUGUCUAAAGAGGUCUUCGAGCAAAUCAAGUCCAAAGGUGUAGAGUUCGCCACUGUGGAGGACGCUGGACAGUGUCUACUCAGGAUUCUGAGUGACCGUAGUGUCAAUGGGCAUUCGUUCUUCUUAUCCGCAAGAAGAUGGGCUAGCAGUGGAUUUGUCGACCUUGAUCUCGAGGAUUACGAGAAUGAGACGCUGAAGGAGAUUCAGCGAGAUCAACUCAAGGGCGGGCCCCCUGAUGAUGGACUAUUUGUCUAG
Molecule: messenger RNA, 915 nt
Organism: Aureobasidium subglaciale EXF-2481
Lineage: Eukaryota; Fungi; Ascomycota; Dothideomycetes; Dothideales; Saccotheciaceae
Exons: 6
Coding region: 1-915 (304 amino acids)
Molecular function (GO): oxidoreductase activity
Source: RefSeq, a predicted model, not a curated record